Messenger RNA from Bipolaris maydis ATCC 48331, 156 nucleotides. Lineage: Eukaryota; Fungi; Ascomycota; Dothideomycetes; Pleosporales; Pleosporaceae. The record is from RefSeq and is a predicted model, not a curated record.
AUGGCUUCUUUGCCCAGCAGCCCCUCUCGUUCCCCAGUUGCCAUUGCUCAUCUCACCUGCAUAGCCGCCCGCUUCCUUCGCAUUGUCGUCGCUUGGACUUUGCUAGCUUCUGCUUUCCCCGUCCGUAUACCCCACCUGCGGGGCCGCAGUCCGUGA